CAGAAGGUGAGAGCCUGACAAGAGCAGGGAGAUUUGUGCCAGGCGAGGUUUGGCAGUGCUUAGCCCAGACCCCAGGAAAGAAAGGCCGGCCAUGCAGCCGCCUGUGGGACAAAGUCUGGCUCCCAGCAGCUCCACAGAGGCUCUGGCACAGGAGCCUCCUCCACCAGGCGCCUCUGUGGGCUCAGACCCAGCAGUGGCCACAUCCUGCGCCCUGCCCGGAGCUGUGGGGCUGCCUGGGGGGGCCCCGAGGCCGCUGCUGAUGGAGCUGCUUGGCUCUCGGCAGCGCUGCUGUGUCUGCGGCCAGAGCGGGGCCACCAUCAUGUGCUGCGAGGAAAACUGUGACAGAUGGUUCCACCUGCCCUGUGCCAAGGAAGGCGGCUGUGUCACUCAAUAUAUUUCAAAUUAUAGCUCCUACUGCUCUGAGCACCGUCCAGAGCAGGACGUGCAGGAGACUCCAGAGCCAGACACCAAAUGCCCCAUCUGCCUGGAGCCUGUGGAGGAUAGAAAUACCUUCACCACCAUGGUGUGCCCAGCGUGCAAAAGGGCCUGGUUCCACAGGGACUGCAUCCAGGGACAGGCCAUGCGCUCUGGUCUUUUAUGCCUCCAUUGCCCCCUCUGCAGAGACCUUCAAGAAUUUCUUGUACAUAUGUUCAUCAUGGGGAUCCGCGUCCCCUUCAGACUGCCAACAUGGGAGGACAACGAUGCCUUCGCCGACCUAGAAGAGAGGCACAGCUGGUGCAAUGCCAGGAAAUGCCUUUACCCAGGAGGCAGGGAGCAAGCAGAGGAAGAGGGGCCCUGGGAACUGCUCCUAUGUUCCUCCUGUGCUGCUGAAGGCACCCACAGGCGCUGCUCUGGCCUGACAGCAAAGAGAACUAGUUGGGAGUGUGACAGCUGUGCUGGUCUUGGCACAGCCCCCAGGGAUGUGCCAGAGAUCAAUGGCUGCAGCCUGGCUGGACAGUCACGACUGGGGCCUUCUCACAGUUCUCCAGAAUCAGAGGACGGCAGUUCCAGCUCCUCCAGCCCGGGGCCAUCAGGUCUGGCUCCCCAAACUUUGCCUCUAGAGACCCACAGCCGCAGCAGACGCCGACGUGCAGCAUCACAGCAGUUGCUGCCAUAUUCCUCUCGGAAGAGCAGAAGCCGCAGCGCACACAGGGAGGCAACACCAGGGUCAGAAAACCGUAGAUCCUCAGACCCUGAGCACAGGGUCCGUUCCAGAUGUGCUGGGCCUGACUGCAGGCGAAACCGCUCUCGCCAGCAAGUCUCGGCUGCCAGACACCAGCAGCCGCAGCAGUGUCCGACGUGCAGCAUCGUAGCGGUCUCCCAAUCUUCCUUGCCAGACAGCAGCAGCUCCAGCCCGCUGACAAGCACCACGUGUGACAAGAAGCAGGAGGCCUCUGAUGCCAGGGAGCCAGAGAGACAACCAGCAGCUGCAGCAGACUGCAGCGUUCCUGCACAGGAACUCAGGCUGACAGCUGCCAUGUGUGACAGGAAGGAGGAGGCCCCUGAUGCCAGGGAGCCAGCAUGCAUGCUGUGUCACCGCACGGAGGCCGACCCGGACAUCUGCGGCAACAAAGUGGAGAAGUUUGGGCUCUGUGCCCACACGUUCUGCCUGGCAACAAUCGUGUAG
Molecule: messenger RNA, 1627 nt
Organism: Prinia subflava (tawny-flanked prinia)
Lineage: Eukaryota; Metazoa; Chordata; Aves; Passeriformes; Cisticolidae
Product: PHD finger protein 7-like
Exons: 10
Coding region: 92-1627 (511 amino acids)
Cellular component (GO): nucleus
Source: RefSeq, a predicted model, not a curated record